AUGCAAUUCUUAGUGGUGCUGGCACAGACGGUGAUACUGGCCGAAGCAGUGCGCAAAGACGGCAACCAGAAGGAUUCGACACAGUGGUCGGGGUGGUUCAAGCCGUCUGUGGCAGACAUUAACGAAAUCAAAGGUCUGAAGGACAUGACUGUGGAUCAAGCCUUGAAAAAGGCUAAAAGCGUCGAGGCUUUCCAAGCCUUGCAGCAGCUUGGGGUUCUGAUGGAUGAAGUUAAGUUUUCCUAUGGGAACCUACGGCAGUUGCCGCUCGCCGAAGCCGUUGAAGAGCGUGGCACGCUGGGCCUCACACUGCUCCAUGAUGCCUCGGCCUAUGCCUUCCAGGGCAAGCUGGCGCUAAAGGCGCUAGUACUUCUCGGCCUCGAUGUCAACACGCGCAGUGGCUCGGGACAGACGCCGCUGUACUUCGCUGCAGAGGAUUGCCAGCACGAUCACAACGCGGCCAUCGAAGAGCUCUUGGCUCUAGGCGCAAACAAAGAACUUACCAACGUGGAGGCAAAGACCCCCUUGGAGGUGGCCAAGUAUUACAUCACCUUGAGCUACGUGAGAGGUAAGGAAAAGGAAAGUUGCAGGCAAGCAGUACGACUCUUGGAGGACUCGCGGUAA
Molecule: messenger RNA, 621 nt
Organism: Symbiodinium sp. CCMP2592
Lineage: Eukaryota; Dinophyceae; Suessiales; Symbiodiniaceae
Source: the annotation of a GenBank genome assembly